Molecule: messenger RNA, 1721 nt
Organism: Lutzomyia longipalpis
Lineage: Eukaryota; Metazoa; Arthropoda; Insecta; Diptera; Psychodidae
Gene: Cda9
Product: chitin deacetylase 7
Exons: 4
Coding region: 72-1613 (513 amino acids)
Biological process (GO): carbohydrate metabolic process
Molecular function (GO): hydrolase activity, acting on carbon-nitrogen (but not peptide) bonds
Source: RefSeq, a predicted model, not a curated record
UUGGGGUUCCUUCAGUUAUUUCGUUGCGACUUCAUUCAAAAGACCGCGAGUGAUUUGGUGCUCAAUACGGCAUGAAUUUAGUGAAUUUAUUUGUGUGCCUGGCACUCAGUGUCUGUGUUCUUGCUGCACCACAGCAAAGGAAUGAUGAGGAAGUUGUGGAUUUGCUACCGCUCGCUGAGAGUUGUGACCCAACAAUUUGUACACCACCCAAUUGUCGUUGCUCAUCCACUGUCUUGGAUGAGGACAUCCCCUAUGCGGAGACCCCACAGCUUGUUAUGCUGACAUUCGAUGAUGCCGUAACAGCCCUCAAUUAUGAGUACAUCGAAGAAGCUCUCGGGGGUCGUAGGAAUCCCGACAAUUGUCCAGCAGCUGCAACUUUCUUCGUGUCUCACGAAUACACGGAUUACUCCAAAGUUCACGCUCUUUGGGCAGCAGGACACGAAAUUGCUCUGCAUUCGAUCACACACACUCCUUCAACGGAAUACUGGAAAACAGCUUCAGUGGAAACAAUGAUUGCUGAAUUUGGUGAUCAGCGUGAUACCCUUGCGCAUUUUGCAGCCAUUGAUAGGGAUGAUAUUGUGGGUGUUCGUGUACCUCACCUUCAGCUUUCUGGAAACAACAGCUUCGAGGCUAUUCGUCGCUUUGGUGGUCUCUACGACUGCUCAUGGCCAACACAGCACUUCAUUGCUCCGGGAAUGUGGCCCUUUUCCUUGGACUAUGCCUCAACGAUGGACUGCACGCUGGGAAAUUGUCCAACAGCCUCAAUUCCUGGUGUCUGGGUAGCUCCAAUGAUCGACUGGAUUGACACAGAGGGAUACAAAUGCGCUAUGGUUGAUACCUGUCCUAGUAUGCCAGAAGACGACGUUGAUGCAACCUUUGAAUGGAUGAAGGAGAACUUUGAACGGAUCUACAACUCUAACAGGGCACCUUUUGGAGUCUUCCUUCACAGUGCUUGGUUCUUGACACGACAGAGCAACUUCCCAGCUUACAAAAAAUUCAUUGAAUACAUGAACUCCCUCCCAGAUGUUUAUCUUGUGAGUGUGUCCAAAGCCAUUGAGUACACAAGAGAUCCUAGGGCUGUUACGGGUACCAGUGCUGUACCACCAGAUAAUCCUCCAGAAUCUGAGGAAGCUGAGGAGCAACAACCCCAUCCACAACCACAACCUCAACCGCAACCACAACCUGAUUCAGCUCAGGAGCCUGAGCAGGAAGAGAAUCACAGUGAAGAGGAGGAAAUUGAGCAUGAAGAAAAUCACAUUGAUGAAGAAGAGCAUGGAGAAGAGGAAAACCACGUUGAUGAGAAUGAACAUCACGUUGAGGCGGAAGAAAACCACGUUGAAGAAGAAAACCACGUUGAAGGAGAAGACGAGCAUGUUGUAAUUGAUCCCCGUAGACGCGUCAGGAGACAAGUUCGUCCCAAUUCGGCAUUCAAUGAGUGCCAAGCUGUUCAUGAGAACACCUGCGUCCCAAAAGUCUGUCAACUCACAAAGACAUCCACAGGAGAGGAGCGCUGGAUGACCAGCUGUGCUCCUUGCCCAGCUGUCUACCCUUGGUUGGGAAAUCCUCUCGGGCUUCGAGAGGUUCCACAGCCUGAAGAGAAUGACGAAGAGUAAGAAUUAAACACACCCCCGCAGAAAAAGAGCUCUCCUUUCCUCAGGACGAAAUAUAAAUUGCAAUAAAAUGUCCAACAAGAAGACCCGAAAUAAAGAAUAUCACACCAA